This is a messenger RNA of Salvia miltiorrhiza (redroot sage), 892 nucleotides long. RefSeq lists its product as uncharacterized. NCBI's taxonomy places the organism in Eukaryota, Viridiplantae, Streptophyta, Magnoliopsida, Lamiales, Lamiaceae. The transcript has a single exon. Bases 252 to 707 code for a protein of 151 amino acids. The record is from RefSeq and is a predicted model, not a curated record.
UGCGGUGAAUGCAACGGGGAGAGAGAUAUGGAUGACGAUUAUUCACAUGAAAAAGAAAACAAUUAAUGCAGCAUGUCGCUGUACACUCAAUUAAUUCCCUCAACAGUCCACUGCUACUACAUGAAACGAAUGGCAUCCAUUACCCAACCUGUGACAACUCCACCAGAUAUUACAACCAUGCCAUCAAAUUGUUAUGUGUAUAUAUAUAGUAGACAGAGGCAUACCUAGAAGCUAUCUAUCUGGAGAGGGAGAUGUUAGAAAACAAGAACACAAUGUUGGGAAACAGAAACACACGGCGGCUGUCACUGGACAUGUUGCAGAGAUCAGGAGAGAGAAUCUCGGAGAGGGGGAUAUUCAAGUACAUGGAUUUGAGGUUCCCGACGGCGAGCUACCAGGCGGCGUCAAACGACGUGAACGAGGUGGCGUGCGAGUGCUGCGGGCUGUCGGAGGACUGCACGGCGGCGUACAUCCGGCACACGCGGGCGCGCUUCUACGGGAAGUGGGUGUGCGGGCUGUGCUCGGAGGCGGUGAGCGAGGAGUCGAGCAAGAUGGGAGGGGUGCGUAGCAUUGUGAGGGAAGAAGCUCUGCAUGCGCACAUGAGCGUGUGUCGGGCAUUCAACACCACCAUUAGAGUCAACCCGGCUAUGGCUCUUGCCUAUUCCAUGACUAAAAUUCUUCGAACAACGUCUCAAAAGACUACGGCCUGAACAUGCUCUGCUUUAUCGAUUAUAAACAAUAAAAAAAAAAACACAAACAAGAGUCAUUGUGUGUGUGUGAUGCAACGUCAAUCUAACUUGUAGCUAGCUAGUAAUCUGGUGUAUUGAAUUGAUGUCAAAAACUACGUGACUUUUUGCUUAGUGGAAUGCGGGGCGAAAUACUAAUAUUGAUGGUA